AUGACGAUGGCGUGGAUGCUUAAAGGAGAGUAUGAUUUUCUUGUUUCCUCUCUGGCAGAGCGCCUGGACAUUGCAAAAUGUCGAGGACUGCUGUCGUCCUCCCUGGACAUGCGACUGGUUUACUCGCGUGAUCCUACGUUUGUACAUUACUACGGCACCGGCAAGGCGUAUCUUGGGCGGUACAUUGAGAAGCACUUGAACAAAACCGGACUGGGUCUACAGAGCACGUUCAUGCACAAGUCGCUGGGAGCCAGCAUUGUCGAUGACUGCAACCUGGCCCACAUUUUCCAUGUUCUUCGCGUUGAAGAGCUUCUUGAAGCCAAUUCACAAUGUCUUCCUGUCACCGCCGCUGCGUCCAUCAUUAUUGCUAUUGUUGGGGAAUUGGAUGCGAUGAGAAUGGGCCUGCUGAAUAUGCAGAAGGACGUGCGGGAGCUCGACAAUUUCAGGCGAGACAGCGCAAAGUUUCUCACCAAUGUUCUACAGACUCUCGUUGAGUUUAUCGUGGAAUCCGGUCGCGAUCGUUUCACCUAUAUCAAGGAAGCUCUUCUUUUGCCUACGACCACGCCGCCUCGACCCAUUCCCAGCCUUGGACAGCUUCCUCCCAGCAACUCUCAACAAGUCGUUUCGGAUAUAGCCUCAUCUGGCAAUGCAUUCAGUUUGGCAGCUCGUCUGGCUCAAGAUGACGGGAACGCACAGGAUUUCGGAGGCGGUCGCGAGUAUCUAACCUCUCUCUAUGCCCUCUACAGGCGCGGCGACCUGCAGCUCGAGACGCUCCUUAAUAGUGGGAGCAUUGUGUCCAUUUGGAGGCGGCUCAAAGCCCUUUUUGAUCUGCCACGCGCCACUGCCCAGGAUCUCAUCCGCUGGGCGGUCAUUCGUCAGGCUCCUCGUCUCAAUAGUCCGUUUCUUGUCACGGUUUUGAGAGCAGGUGUCAAGGCUUGGUGCUACGAAAACGAGUUGCAGAAAAUCGACAUUGUGAGGGGGGCAGGGGUAGGCGAACUAUCAAAGAAGAUCGCUUCGAUGAUCUGUGUCAGGGUGGAUCGCGGGUUCAUUGACCUUCCCAUGGAUGAAGACAUUUUUGAUGACGAUACACUCGACAAGUGGUUCGCGCCGUAUCGGAGCGAGGCUUUUGCACAUACAGGUCGUUACUCAAGACUGAACGUGACGGAUAACAAUCUGUACCGCUUGGUUCCUACAAAAUAUGGAACUGCAACGAUGAAGCAAGUUGCCAUCGUUGUUAUGGUGUGCGGCCUGCACGGACAUUCGGGAAUGGAAUCCCGUCUGUUUUUAGUUUAA
This is a messenger RNA of Neospora caninum, 1293 nucleotides long. RefSeq lists its product as hypothetical. NCBI's taxonomy places the organism in Eukaryota, Apicomplexa, Conoidasida, Eucoccidiorida, Sarcocystidae. The record is from RefSeq and is a predicted model, not a curated record. The transcript has 7 exons. Bases 1 to 1293 code for a protein of 430 amino acids.